AUGACACAGAGGAGGAGAGAGAGAGAGAGAGAGAGAGAGAGAGAGAGAGAGAGAAACAUACAGGGGCAGAGAGGGGAGGGGGUGAAGGGGGUUGGGUUUGGUGAGAGAGAGAGGGGGGUGGGCAGCAGAGAAGGCGGGUGGGUUUGGUUCAGAGGCCAGGGGCGUCGUGGGAACUGGGCGGGACGGCUGGUGCGGCUUGGGGAUGUUGUUGGGUAG
Messenger RNA from Prunus armeniaca (apricot), 216 nucleotides. The record is from the annotation of a GenBank genome assembly. NCBI's taxonomy places the organism in Eukaryota, Viridiplantae, Streptophyta, Magnoliopsida, Rosales, Rosaceae.